GCUUCGUUCAAGAGGGGAUUAACCUCAAAAAAACACAUUGGAUGGCACGAUCUGCCCCGCUAGCUAAUGGGAAGGCAAACGGAUUGCACUAUCUGGCAAUGCCAAUAAUGGAUUGGAAUCGUCACUUAUAAACGUUUCCUCCAUUUUAAUCGCUGGAUUUUUGUUGGGUUCUUUUGACUGUGCAAAUCCAGAAUGAGCAAGAUAGAGAGAGCCCAUCAGAAAUAUAGGGAGGGAAAUCACGAGGAAGCAUUGCAGCUGUAUUCAGAGGCGCUUGAGCUCGCCAAACUCAAUGCUCACAAAAUUGCAUUGCACAGCAACAGGGCUGCCUGCCAUUUGAAGCUUCGGAAUUUCAAAAAGGCAGCUGAAGAGUGCAGUGCGGUGCUGGAGCUAGAUGGAAAACAUUCAGGUGCAUUGAUGCUUAGGGCACAAACAUUGGUUGCCAUGAAGGACUAUCACUCAGCACUGUUUGAUGUACACAGACUUAUUGAGCUCAACCCAUCAUCUGAUGCUUAUCGAAACUUACAAGCUAGGUUGAGAACACAGCUAUCAUUAGCGCCCAUACCUGAAGCAGAUGAAGAGAUGGUUCUGUCUGAUGCAGAAGAAAUUGAGACUCCCAUUCCUGCAACUCAGAACACUUCAGUUGACGGGUCUUCAUCUCAAGAGUCCCAAAAUUUACAUUCUUCAUCCUCAUCAUCUCAAGAGAUGUCUACAUCACACCCAAAGGGUUGGGAAGCCAUUCCAAAGCCUAAAGGUCACUCUGGGUUGGAUUAUUCUCGAUGGGACAAAGUUGAAAUUGACUCAAGUGAUGAUGAAGAAGACGAGGACUCUGAUGAACCCCAGUAUCGUUUUCGCUUACAGACAGUUGGAGUUCGACCUGUAAGGUGAUUGGAGAAUAAGAAUUUGAGCUGUUUAAGGGACAGUUGUAUAGGGUUAUAUUUAAUAGCACUGCUGGUUUGAGUGAGUUGUAUAACAGAAGAUUCAUUUGCUAUCAAGGAGGUCCUGCUUAAGAUGCUGGAAUCGAAAUCUCUCUCGAGACAUUUUGGGCAUUUUGGACUGAACUCCUUGGAAUUUGCCACUAUAGUCUAAAAUGAAAUUUAAUUGGACUUUCUUUCCCCUUCCAGGGAUGUAUUCUAGGUAUAUUCAUUCAUUUUGAUUGAAGCUGGUAAUAUGCGGGAAUCUUGUCUAAAGAGAGUCCAGUGUAAAGAGGAGUGGAAAGUCUUCUGAUUAUUUAUGAGCCAAUCUUGUAUUUUAUACCUUCUUGUAUAUGUAUAUAAAUGUAAAAUCUUUAACCAAGUUCAUUCUUUAAUAUGAAAUGUGAUUUUGACAAA
This is a messenger RNA of Cryptomeria japonica (Japanese cedar), 1328 nucleotides long. RefSeq lists its product as uncharacterized. Gene Ontology annotation, molecular function: protein binding. The record is from RefSeq and is a predicted model, not a curated record. NCBI's taxonomy places the organism in Eukaryota, Viridiplantae, Streptophyta, Pinopsida, Cupressales, Cupressaceae. The coding region runs from base 193 to 885 and encodes 230 amino acids. The transcript is spliced from 3 exons.